This is a messenger RNA of Polypterus senegalus (gray bichir), 2126 nucleotides long. RefSeq names its product nuclear apoptosis-inducing factor 1-like. The record is from RefSeq and is a predicted model, not a curated record. The coding region runs from base 1251 to 2015 and encodes 254 amino acids. NCBI's taxonomy places the organism in Eukaryota, Metazoa, Chordata, Cladistia, Polypteriformes, Polypteridae. The transcript is spliced from 3 exons. Gene Ontology annotation, cellular component: nucleus.
GUACGACCUUACGACGUUUACGUCAAUGAGAGUUUGUUCAUCUUAACAGAGUGAGAAAGAAUGAUUGACACCGUUCCAUUUGAUGUCACCUCAGGGGUUCAUACCUGGAACCCCCUCCUUCACCAAGAAUGCCUUAGAUUCAGAAGAGCUGCCAUCCUAUUCAGUCUACCUGACCUAGCUGUCCUGGAAGUGGUCGAUCAAUAGCCUGGGCGAACCACACUAAAUGCACACGAUAUUGUUACAGAACCUAGGGUUAUUGUCGGAGAGCGCCCUUAUCACCUCCCAGUAGCUUAACAAUUUGACCACACUGGACAUGACAAAAAGAUAUUGGCAAAUUCCUUUAAUGGAAUCCGCAAAGGAAAAAAACACAUUCAGUACCCUGAGUGGACACUGGCAUUAUUAGGUUCUCCUGUUUGGCUUACACUGGGCCCAAUCAACCUUUUCCAGCAUCUGGUGGAUAGAGUGCUACGUUCCCACCAAGUCUUAGAUGGCAUAGUCAUCUAUUCUGGGACAUAGAAGGAUCACAUACAGCAUGUGUGUACAGUGCUGCUGGCACUAAGCAAAGCCGGACUGAAAACAAAUCUGAAAAAAACGUACUUUUGGAUUAACUGAGGUUAAAUAUUUAGGUUAAUGAGUUAGUGAGCAGAGGUACCGUACAUCCACAAUGUUCUAAAGUUGAAGGCAUCCUUAAAUGGCCCUGUCAGAAAACCAAGAGGAAGGUUCAAGCUUUCUUGGAACUGGCAGGUUACUAUUGCAUGUUUGUACCCUGCUUCUCUUAGAGGGCAGUGCCUCUAACAGACUUGGCAGUCUAUCUUACAGACCAAUACUUCGGAAACAGGUCUGGGUGCCAUCCUGAGCCAAAGCAUCGAUGGUGUAGAACAUUCCAUAGUUUACUUGACCCAGAAACUUCUGGAUCGGGAAACCAGGUAUACGGUAGUAGAAUGGGAAGCUCUUACAAUCAAAUGUGCUAUUAACCAGGGGCCUCAUGUAUAACGCCGUGCGUAGAACUCGCACUAUAACAUGGCGUAAGCACAAAAGCCGAAAUGUGCUUACGCACACAAAAUUUCAGAUGCAGGAAUCUGUGCGUACUCCAACUUCCACGUUCUUUCGCUACAUAAAUCCCAGUCAGCGUGGAAAUUAGCGCACGUGCACGAGCUUACUGCCCCACCCCAACUCCUCCCAGAAUUACGCCUCUUUGAAUAUGCAAAUCAAUAUAAAUAGCCCCUUACCGUCAGCGCUUCAGCAAGACAAUGGCAAAAGCACGUGGGAAAAAAAAAAAAAAAAACUUCAGCGAUUGUGAAAUGGAGGUCUUGCUAUCUGAAAUAGAGGCCAGGAAAAAUGUUUUAUUUAGCAACCUAGGAAGCGGCAUCAGCAACAAAAGGAAAGUGAUGGAGUGGCAUAGCGUGGCGGACGCAGUCAAGAGUGCUGGGGCAGAAGAUCGUACUGUGAGCGAAUUAAAAAAGAAGUGGUCAGACAUCAAAGUUGCCGUGAAAAGGAGAGUGGCAGCUCAUCGUCUGCAUGUUAGCUCCACUGGAAGAGGCACUGAACUCCCGGAGCUCACACCAUUUGAACAGCGAGUUGCAGCAAUAAUUGGCGACACACUCAUUGUCGGCAUUCUACCUGCGGGUGAGGGAGAUUCUGACAUCACCACAGGUGCCGACAAUAGUACAAAAGCUGACCCAAAUGAGGAGAAUAUGGUUCCGGGCGAUGCUGGUGCUGCUUCUGUGCCGACCACAUCUUCGGGCGCUGGCUGCUCACACACCCCUGCUUCGGAAACUGGUGGACGAUCAUCUGGCCGUGUACUGACUGAUGCAGUCCUAGAAUCACAAAAUGCAUUGGUGAAUGCGGUGAGAGAUGUGGCCAGUGCACAACGGGAUGUAGCCAAUGAACUAAGAAAUAUCAAGGACGUAUUGCAUGACAUUAGCGAAAAAUUAACUGUAUUUGGUAAGAAAAUAAAUGAUGAAUCCACUUACCUGUUUUUACAUUCUGUCUAUUACAUCCAUUCGACAUUGUAAUGCUGUCCGGUGUGGCUGAUCAUUUGGUGGUCCAGGGUCAGGUUCAUCAUACCGCAUCUCUUCAGGUACCGGCAAGUUACGAAGGAGUGCCAUAUUAUGUAGAAUGGUACA